AUGAGAAGAUUAAUAUUUAACGCAGAUUAAGUAAGAAGGGCUUCGACGGUUCUAUAAAAGUUUGAUAUUAGAUAAAGUUUAACAGGGUCAAACAACAAAGAUCUGAUUGAUGUCAUGGUUUAUGUUUUAUAAAAGCCUUGCGAGGUGAGAACAUCAACGGAUGUCUUUAUGUUGAGGUCUGCAACUAGAUCAAUCGAGUUUUUCAAUAACUUAGAGUCUGAUUUAUUGCAUGAAUAAUGUUGCAAAUCAUUGAAAUAUAAGUAUUUGCCAGCGGGGCAUUUCGUAUUUAAGGAAGGUGAUAUUGGAGACAAAUUUUAUAUCAUAAUAAGUGGGAGAGUGUAGGUUUUGAAGGACUUUAACCCAAAUGAUCUUUAAGCAUCAAUAUAUGAUCAUGAAAUAAAACAACUAUCGAAUGGUGAUACUUUUGGAGAGAGAGGAAUGGAUGUUGAAGCCACAAGAACAGCAUCUUGUAGAACUCUUGAAAAUUGUCAUUUGGCUUAUUUGGAGAGGGAAAGCUAUUUAACAAUUUUAAAUAAUGUUAAGCAUUUGAUGAAAAAGACAUAUUUUGAGGAAUUCGCUAAUUUGGAUUUGUUUCACAAUUGGAAAUUUCAAGACAUCAAGGCAUUCUAUGACAAAGCUUUUAUAAAGAAGUAUUCCAUGAAUGCCUGUGUGUAUAAGGAAGGAGGUUCAUUGGAAUAUGUGUAUAUUAUAAAGAAGGGUGAAUUUAAAAUAGUGAAGACAGUAUUAACAUCCACAAUAGAUUUGAAUGAGAUGUUCAUGGGAGAUUUCGAGAAGAUAUUGUUAGGAAUGAAUCAUAAAUAGAAAACACUAUCAGAGAUAUUUGAAGCAAAGUAUCAAAGGAGAAAAUUUGGAAAUAAUUAUUAUAAGCAGAUGAAGAAACUUGUAACUAUAAAAUAUAUUACAAGUGGUCAAAUGUUUGGAGAAAUGGAAUUGCUAAUGUAAAAUCAAAUCACAAGAACUCAUUCGGUUUAUUCUAAUACUGAUCAAUCAGAAUUAUAUUAAUUAAAAGUAGAACAUUUCGAAGCUAUUCUCGAUAAAAUACCUUAAAUUAAAUAAUAAUGGAUUCAACUUUCAGAACAGAAGAACAAAAACUUCAUGAAGCAACUCUUGUCUUAUGAAAAAAACUUUAAUGAUCUGACUGAGGCCAAAAAGGAAAUCGAAAAAAACAUCAAUCUUGACUUUUUGGAGAUUGGAACUAGUGAAAAACCAAAACCAACAAAACCAUUUCCCAGGAUUGAUACUGAAAUCUCUACAACCAGAAAACAAAAAUUCAUCAAAACACAGUUAGAGAUGCAAUUGUAAUAGCAAAGCAAAAAGAAAUUCUUGAUUAAAAAACAAUACUAAAAUAGCUAUUUCUUCAAUUCGACCACGUCAAGAUUGAGGACUGACGAACAAGAAUAAGAAUAAACCCAAAAUGAAUACAAUUUUGUCCAUCUCACCUGUAAAUGA
This is a messenger RNA of Paramecium tetraurelia, 1470 nucleotides long. RefSeq lists its product as uncharacterized. The transcript has 2 exons. The record is from RefSeq and is a predicted model, not a curated record. Lineage: Eukaryota; Ciliophora; Oligohymenophorea; Peniculida; Parameciidae.